UCUCCUUGAUGGUUGCUUAAACUCAGAAAAAUAAGUCGAAAUAUCUAAAUAACUCGUUGUAAUUGGAGAUAAAACGCUUACUCGCUGUUUUGUGGAAUUAACCAAAAAGUUCUAUACUUUUAAAAUUUUUUAAAAUCUCUUAAAUGAAAGUAAAUAAAUAAUCGUGCAAAUAAAUGUCUUAUCAAUGUUACCCUCUCAAGCCGUGUACAACCCAAGAACAACCUUUGUGACAAUGUCUGCAUCUGUUGACUAAAAUUUGAAACCUAAUAAGCUUUUAACAAGGUCAACAGUUUUCAUCAACUCAUAGUCGACGAAAAUAAUCAGGAUUUCAUUUAGUCUCGAAAAUAAUGCCUUAGUUUAGUGUAAAGCUAUAGUACAAGUGCAAGUGUCCGCGAAAAUGUUCUGUACUUUGUUUUUCGCAAUCACAACGUUACAUGAACAUGGAUGACCUAAAAUGCGAAUACGUAAAGAAAAAAGAUGCUUUGGACUGUCUCAAGACAAGCUAAUCGAAAAACGUAAUAAUGUUUUACACGUCAUUUAUCGGGAAUCAGACGUAACUGUAUUAUCACUCUGUGUUCAGUGAAUCUCAGCAUCAAAAGUGAAAAUGUGAUGUGUCAAACUGAUUGUUUACCUCGCGGCGGACAGGUGAGCGGUUUGUAGAAGUGGUACGUGAGGGCGGCGGGCGGCAUGUCGAGUCGCUCGAGUCCCGUCAACGGCGGCUAUGAGUCCGCGAGCGUGGAGCCUGCGAUGAGACUCUCUGUCCGCAAGGACCUCUUCCCCGACGAGCGUCUGGGAAAAAUAUCACCUGUCCUUUCCAGUGACGAAAUGUUGCAAGAGGGACUCGAAGACGUCUCUUGCGUCAAACUCGAAACUGAUUUCGAGCAGAGCAUCGACGACAUUGCCAAUCAAAAAAUGCAAGUACACAACGGAGCCCUGCCUUCUCCUAUCCGUACUCGCCACAGAAAGCACAAGCAGCACUCAAGGCGUGAUGCAGAGCACUCGCCUGUCAACGGUUGCCUUUCUUCACAGAAGAAAAGGAAGAAGAGGUCCCUUCGUGAAUACCACGAAAGGACUGCAAAAUCAAACAGUAUAGUGACCCCUCAAGUGAAAGGUGGCAAAAACUUGUAUUUAGUCAGUAGCAGUGAGUGUCAAAAUGAUGCGGAAGAUGAUGAAGAUGAGUCAAAUGAAAGUGAAAGUUCAGAGGAUGAGGACCUCGAGUACAGUGUUAAGUUACCUAUUUUAAAUAUACGACAAAGUGGUAAACCGUACAGUCAUGAACUUAGUCAAUUAUCAACAAAAAAAAGUAAAUCAAAAGAAUCUUCUAAGAAGAGGACUCAUGUAGUGGUGCCGUGUAGUGGGAAGCCACGUUCCAUGAUAGGCAUUUGUAGUUCACGCAGCAAGAAAAAAUCUAAGAAAUAUGAGUACACAACCACAUAUCAGAGCCAGAUAGUGGAUACCAAUACUAACAUAAAGCUCAAGAUCAGGAAAACUAAUCUCCACGAGUCGGUACCUCCUAUAACACCGAUAUCAGUUGCCGACAUAGGUCAGAGGAAGUCUAAAAAGAAAAGAAAUGCAACACCCGAGGUUAGCGAGAGCUCCGGCGAGGAGUACGAUCCUUCGCGCGGCGACACCGCGGCUGCGAUGAGCCUAGCUGCGCCUAAGCCGCGUCAGCCUCGCCAAACACGCCAGCAGAGACAGCCCGCCCCACCCCGGCCCCGACAACGAACCCGCACGCGCAAACUUAACAAUAAUAAAAGUAAAAGUGAAAAGACUGAGAAAAGUAGAGUUAGUGGAGAAGAUAGUAAGAGUAAAGAAACGGGACCUCAGAGCCCGUGGGCUUCCAUGCCUGAAGAGAUUUUAUUCAAAAUAUUCGAUUAUGCUGUGGCCAGUCAAGGUUCUAUACCUACUAUUAUCAGGUUGAGCCGCGUAUGUAAAUUGUGGAACACCGUCAGCUGUAGACCAGAGUUGUGGAGGAAUGCAGAUCUUGCGCAAUACACUAGUGAAAAAUGCAAAACAGAUUACAAACUGGUGUGGCUCCUCGAAAAUCGACUGUCUCUAUGUCAUACAUUAAAUAUUGCUCAUUGGAAGGUGUGCAAUAUAACAUGGGUGCUAGCGUGUGUUGCGGACUACUGCCCUGGGUUGGUAGACCUGAGCGUGGCGGGCUGGAGCCGCAUCACACCAGACCAGCUCUACGACCUCGUGCAGGGCUUACCCAGUCUGCAGCGGCUCGAUCUCUCGCUCACGUCUGAGACGGGCGGGUCGAGCACCUGCCUGUCGGCCGCGUCGGUGGCGCGCCUGGCGGAGAGCUUCGGUCACCGGCUCACUCACCUCACCCUCGCCAACAACAAGUUCACCGCGCUGCCGCAGAUACUCACCUCCGUUGCUGCGCACUGUCCCAACCUGGAGCUGCUCGACAUAUCUGGUGCGAUGGCGACGACGCACCCCGCCUCUGUGCCGCUGGAGGCGCUGCAAAAGGGCUGCCCCAAGAUGCGCGUCUUCCGCGCCGCUAACUCACAGCUGGUGCUUGCCGCCGCCACCACCUCGCAGCAGAUGGAGGUGGAGGGGUGGACGUGCCUGGAGGAGCUGUCGAUCGCGGGCGAGGCGGAGGUGGAGCGCGCAUGUGUCGGCCAGUACCGGCUGGGGGACGAGGCUCUGGCGCGGCUGGUGCGCGGCGCCACCCGCCUGCGCCUGCUCGACCUGCGCGGUCUGCAGCGCCUCACUGACUCCGGACUCGUGCGCGUGCCCGCCUGGGACCUGCAGCAUCUCUUCCUAGGAGGCUGCAACGUGACGCGGCAGAGCAGCGCGUGCUUGGAGCUGAUCUGCGAGAAGUGGUCGCACAGCCUGCUCGAGCUGGACUUAUCCUGGGCGUCGGCCGCGCGCGUCCUCAACGACGCAGUCUCCGCGCUCACCGACUCCCCCCACAGCAAGCUCAGAAUACUCAAUUUAUGUGGAUCGGCAGUAUUUUUGGAACAAGUCAAGAAAGUUUUGAUAAAAUGUCGACAUCUGGAGUCCCUCAAUCUCAGCUCUUGUCGCGCCUUGCCGCGCGGCAUGAAGCGUCUUUACACCGGCAAGGAACUGCAAGACCUCAAGGACAGCUUAGACCCGAACAAAGCUAAGAAAGAGGAUUCCGAUGAAGAUGAAGAUACAGAAACCGCAACAAAAAAAGUGACCGAUUCGAAAUCCGGUGUCACUGUCAAAGCAUCUCCAAAGAGUAACAUAUCUGAAAGUAGUGGUGCCAAAGCUGAACAGAAAUCUUCGGAUAAGUCUUCCUCCUGCGUUUUCCAGGAACCCAAAAGUGUGUCCAACUCGAGCGUCAACGCUCAGGAUCAGAGAUCGCUAUCUUCCAUAAAUAUUAAGGGAUCGGUCGAAUCGUCGAGAGAUGUUUCAGAAACUAUCACUUCAUUAUUAGAUAACAAAAAAUCUAGAACGCCCACUUCAAGUUUGUCGAGUCCACUUGCUCAAUCGAAACCGGAUUCUUCUUCUACCCCGAGGUCGGAAUCUAUCAAAAUGGACCACGGGAGUCCACAUUUCAGUCCCGUCCGAAAACCCGAUAGUCAAGUCCCAAAUAGCCCCGAUGUGCAUCUAGACUCUAUAAAAAGCAGCAAUUCCUGGAAUUUGGGACAGUUCAAGUCCACACCCUCUCAUAAAUCCGAAGCCAGUCCACUGAACAGGUUAGAGAAUCACAACACGAGUAAGUUAAAACAUAGCAAAAUCGUCGAACAAUGUAGUCCCACCACUUCUCUAGAGAACAAACCUAGCCCCGAAACUCAUAACUUAAAGCCGGAUAUUAAAAACCCCAACAGUUGGAAUUAUUCCGGCGGGUACAGCCCGAUGACCCGGCAGGAUGCUCAGUUCUCGUCGCAGAGGAGCCCAUACUCCGCGCAGCCGAGCCCCGCGCAACCCAGCCCCUACUCGACGCAGCCGAGUCCCUACUCCACUCAGCCCAGCCCCUACUCCUCGCAGCCCAGCCCCUACUCAGCGCAGCCGAGCCCGGAUACCAGUCAAAUGGUCAAACCGGACCAUCAAAAAUCGGGCGCCUGGAACACCGGCAACUACAGUCCCAUGCCCAAGCAGCACACACCCUUCUCCCCCCAUCCGUCGACGCACACCAGCCCCGAUCCCGGGCUCGGCGUCAAGAGCGACGCCUUCCGGAACAACUGCAAGACGCCCGGACAGUACAGCCCCAUGUCGAGACAGGAUAGGUUACAUCACAGCCCCUACUCCCCGAGGCCCAGCGUCGAGGGCGUGUACAGCAACAAGAAGAGUCCCGGCGUGGGCAAGUACAGCCCGAUGAUGCGGCCCGAAUGCCACCUGCCGAGCCCGGACGGCGGGCACGCGGCCAGGUCUCAUAUCGGUGGAAGAACGCAGGACAUGUUCGGAAGAUCAGUGUCCAAGAUGUCGGAAAUGGUCCAGAAUAUCCAACCGCCCGAAGUUCCCAACUCGUGGGGCUUCGGUCAGGUGAACAACACGGCGACGAGCUGCAUCGAGUCGCUGGUGUGGAGCGGAUCCUCCUUCCCCGCGGAGCAGCCGAUGGCGCGCGUCGACAGCAUGUCGGGAGCGUUGCACACGCCGCCGCCCCAGCAGCAGCAGCAACACGCGCCGGCGUGGCCCGAGCUGGCGGCCUUCGACACUAUGCGGCGGCCGCACGAGCCCAGCGAACCGUGGACGCUGGGCGAGUUCCGCGUGGAGCCGCCGCGCCAGUCGCACAGCUACGAGCAGGCGGGGAGCGCGGGGGCGGGGCAGGGCGGGGGCUACGAGCUGGGCACGCACAUGGGGCAGCCGCACAUGCUGCAGAGCUACCUCGACGACAGCUACGCGGAGGCGUCGCGCGUCGACUGACGACCCGCGCCCCCGCCCCCACCUCCGCUCCCGCCCCGCCCGCUCCACCUCUCGAAUGUGCUGACGCGCCUGGCCCGAGUCGUCGUCGCGUUGACGACGCGAGCCGCCGCCCGCCGCACUCUGACGCGUUGUAAUUACAAAAUAGAUUUGAACAAUUAAUUAUCUUUAGAUUGUACAUAAGAUUAUCUAGAUGAUAUAUUUAAUGAUAACGCUAGAAAUGCAUUCAAAUUAUUUUGCAGCUCAUUGUCGAUGAGAGAUACAAUACAAUUAUUAAAAUAAUUAGGUAAAUUUUUUGAUGAAAUAAGAUAAAGAGUGUUACUGAUGUGGUUAUAGUCGAUAUUGUUUUAACGCCCGAAUGUAGGAAAACACGAUGGGGUUUUAGUUUUCCGUGUUCGUUGGUAGCGUAAUCGCGUGGUCGCGUGGUCCCGUGGUCCCGUGGUCGUGCAAUCGUAGCGCGCAGUGUUCAGCAAGGAGUCAGUCGCAGUGCAACAAGAGCCACCUCGUGUGUUCCUAUCGACGACCGCGCCGUCAACUGCGGUGCGUCGCCGCAUGUCGUCUACAUGUUGAAAUUUGUUGUGUCGGUUAUUAAAUGAAAUAUGUAUUAAAUAUUGUUCACUAUUUGACAGAAUAUGUAUAUUAUUAACUGAUUCAUUCUUCAAUUUUAAACAUUCCUUUUGAAUAGAUAUAUUGUUUCAAAUAUAUAUAUAUAUGUAUAUCACCAAUGCAUAAUGUGGUUUUCGGAUUUAAAUAUUUUAUUGAUACAUUGCUAGAAAGCUUUUGAUAUUAUAAACAAUAUAUAAUGAAAUUGUUGACGAUGCAUUAGUGUAGCUCAUAAUUAUUAGAUUAAUCUGGGCUACCUUUAGCAGCUACUAAUUAUAUUAAGUAGAAAAAGAUUCUCAGUUGAUUACCAUCAUCGGAGUGGUGACGAUAACUUGAGCUCUGUGAGUUUUUAAGGUAUUAAUUGUUAUCGCGGCGCAGGCGCAAGUCAGUCAGUGGACCGACCGCAAAGCACCAAGCUUUCGUCACAAUUCUGUUGAUAAUAUUUACACGUUCUCAAUUUUUGUUUCAACUAGUGUUCGACUUUCUACUUAGUCCUUCCACGAAGUAGCGCUACGAAGCCUUCUCGGAGAUAUUAUUAAGUACAUUUUGCAUUAAAGCGAUGUUAGUUGAAAGUGUGAUAACUGUAUUAUAAUUUGACGGCAUUUUAUCAUUUUGUUCGUUUUGUACCUUGUCUAUACUGUCAGCCAAAUGACUAGGAAGUUAUACUUCGUUAGGUUUAUUAUUUUUUAUGUUGUUAUAGUAAGUCCGCGAAACAUUUUAAACGUAUUCCAAAUUCUGAUGAUUAAAAUAUAAAUGAUAGAAGUCAAGUACAAAGUGCUUUGUAUAAACUUAUAUUUUGUUAAUUGAGUACUUCGCGCGUUGUUCUAAAGACACACAUAAAACCACCAAAUAUUGUUUCCAAUACCUACAUUAGCCUUAUGAAAUGCCUAAUGUUUAACUGAAGAGAAUAUUUUAUAGUUUUAUUAACUUAUUACAAAAUGAAGAAAUUAUCUACUAUACAUAGAAUGUAUAA
This is a messenger RNA of Papilio xuthus (Asian swallowtail), 6412 nucleotides long. RefSeq names its product F-box and leucine-rich repeat protein 6 (gene Fbl6). Gene Ontology annotation, molecular function: protein binding. Bases 688 to 4839 code for a protein of 1383 amino acids. Gene Ontology annotation, cellular component: SCF ubiquitin ligase complex. The transcript has 10 exons. NCBI's taxonomy places the organism in Eukaryota, Metazoa, Arthropoda, Insecta, Lepidoptera, Papilionidae. Gene Ontology annotation, biological process: SCF-dependent proteasomal ubiquitin-dependent protein catabolic process. The record is from RefSeq and is a predicted model, not a curated record.